Molecule: messenger RNA, 8342 nt
Organism: Chara braunii
Lineage: Eukaryota; Viridiplantae; Streptophyta; Charophyceae; Charales; Characeae
Source: the annotation of a GenBank genome assembly
CUUAACGGUAGCUCAACGCUGAUGCCCUAAGAGGUGGCUUAACGGUGGCUUUAUGGUGGCUUAACCGUGGCAUAGCGGUGGCUUAGCGGUGGCUUAACGUUGGCUCAACGGUGGCUAACGGUGGCUUGGCCAUGAAGUUUACCUCCGAUGAUUUCUGAUUGGGGAGGGAAGAGCAUCUGAAUGGCCCGCGGGUCCUUCCACGAUAGUCUGUCACCGACUCGUUCCUCAUCUUCGCUGGGCGGGUCGGCUAACGUUGGCGCAACGGCGCCUUAGCACUGGCUUAACGGUGGCUCAACGUUGGCUCAACGGCGCCUUAACGGUGGCUUAACGGUGCCUCAGCGCUGGCCUUACGGUGUGUUGACGGUCGCCUUAACGGUGUCAAACUCCGUUCGAUCACAUAGAUCUAGACAAGGAAUUAGUGUUGGACAUGGAAGAAAGAUGAUGUCUUUUUUUGGGUGGUUAGUACUGAAUCGUCGAAUGUCGUUGGAUCUCGCUCCAUCAAAUUAGGCACCCAUCUGUAGAUCAAAGCUGACUGAUAGAUGAAGUGAUUUGUGUGUGUGUGUGUGUGUGUGUGUGUGUGUGUGUGAGAGAGAGAGAGAGAGAGAGAGAGAGAGAGAGAGAGAGAGAGAGAGAGAGAGAGAGAGAGAGAGAGAAGAUGUGGGAGAGUAUCCGACCAUUUGCAGAGCAGUUGCAGUUGCGCAAGAGAACGCCGGGGGAGGAAAAUGAAUUAGCUAAGAAGAAGGCGAUGUCGGAGAGGAGAGGAGGGGGAGGUGGAGGUGGUUCUGUUUCUCCCACCAGCAUGGGUGAAGUUUGGAGUCCGGGCAGCAGCAGCGGGGGGCGCGCCGGCUCGCCUGCCUCUCGAUGUGGGGAAAGGGGAGGAGGGGGAGGCGCAGGGGGAGGUGCUUCCGCCUGUCCCUCUCCUUCCUCCCCUCGCUCUCUUCCUCCUUUUAUACCCAUAGUUCCUCUACCUACGGUCCCGACCACGAAACCGUCAUCAUCAUCAGGAUUAAGUCGGAAAUGCUGGCGAAUGUUCGGGAAAGUUCGGAGAAAGUUCAUGGAGAAUCAGACGGAUGGCGGGAAGAGUUUCGCGUUUAAUCCGGAAUUACUCACGACGCAAAAGCGGCAAUGGCACCAGUUGCACCGGCAACUCAUGAUGGAGGAGGAGAUGGAAAGAUCGAAGAAGGAGCAGGAGGAGAUGGAAAGACGGAAGAAGGAGCAGGAGGAGAAGAUGGCAGCUAUUCAGGCGGAAGAAGAAGAAGAGAAAGAAGAAGUGGAAGAAGAAGAAGAAGAAAGACUGCUAGAGAGGAGAAGAGGAGGAAGCACAAGUAAAGAAGCGGAGAUUGCGGAAAGGGCGCAGGAGUGGGCCGCACAUUUGAAGUUAGGGGAAGACCAGGAGGCUGAGAUGGCUGUACCCGAGGAAGAAAGAGAAGCAGCAAGGAGGCAAAUUGAAGCAGAGAGGGAUCCAGUAAAGAGAGGGGCAAAGGAGGAACAGCGGAUGGCGUGGAGACACCGAUUAUCCCAAGAAAGGAUCAGGAGAUUGGAAGCGGCAGAGAGGGCGGACAAGGACCUAAGAGCGGCGAAAGUUAGGAUGGGGAAGAUCCGAGUGGAGAUUGAGCUAGCAACCAAGCUAGAUACGCUGAUCCAAAGUGUAGAGGCUUUACUAGUCGCACAGCGGGAACAAAUGCAGUACGAACGCAGUCAAGACAUCAAGAUAGACGCGAUACGCGCGGGGUUCAAGGACUUCGCGUGCGACAUGAUGAAACACGUGCUGACCGAAGUGCACAUUGCGAUUAAUAGGACCCGAGAGUUUUGUACUGGCGCCAUUGAAGACGCCAAGCUAGCGGCCCCUAAGGAAGAGGAGCUGGCCCCACCACGUCGCGAGAAAGUCAAGGUCCGAUUUCCCGAACCCUUCAGUGGGAAGAAGGGUGAAGAUUUUGAUAACUGGGAGGCCAUUGUGCACUCCUAUCUCGAAGUAGAGUCUCCCACUCCACAUAUUUCCAUGGCAGAGGUUGCAGGCCAGCGACUAGUAAGCUGUCCAGAGAUCGCUUGUGUUAGGGUCUCUUUAGGCGCUUCCCUCACAGGCUUAGUCGAUGAACAGAGAGAGAGGAGGCAAGCCUGGGCCAAGAUGAAGAAGGAUAGUAAAGGACAACUAAUCCUCUCAGAUGUAGAGAUAUUUAGAGCUAGAGUAGGAGCCCUCAUAGACAGCGGGGCAACUAGGAGCUAUAUUAGUCGUAAAGCGCUGAGGAAGUUGAAGUUGAACCGACAGGUCCAACGACUAGAAGAGCCUGUGGUCAGCAUCCUCGCAGACAAUAGUAGGAUGCGCGUCGAAGAGUAUGUUGAGGGGGUUCACGCCUACUUUCGCUUGGAGAAAGAUGGCAAGGUAGAGAAGGUACUGCACUCCCUGACCCUCCUUGUAGAAGUGAGUCUCCCGUUUGACGUAGUCUUAGGCACAGAUUGGGGAGAGGCAGCAGGAGCCACACUUCACCUUAGAGAGCAUGAGUGUACGCUCCCUAGUGCGUCAGGCGAAGUCAAGAAAGUCCACAUGUUGCAUGAGUCCGGGGUAGAUAAUCCCCUUGCCCAUUGCUGCCUCAGCGCUCCUGCAUUCGCCUGGCUUGUGCGAAAGGAGCAGCUUGAAGAGCAGGUGUUCGUGGCCUAUGUUAGGCCAGUGUUCGAUCAGCCUAAGGAGGAAGAAAAGAUCCAUCCUGCUAUUGCCAGUCUGCUGGAAGAAUAUAAGGAUCUAUCUGAACCACCUUCAGGGGUAGUGCCCAGACCGAUCCAACACCGAAUAGAAAUAGAACCUGGCAGUAGAACGCCAAAGGGGGCAGUCUACAGGAUGUCUCCCAAAGAGUUAGAGGAGCUACGCAGACAGUUAGAUGAGCUCCUAGAAAAAGGAUGGAUCCGGCCUAGUUCAUCGCCGUUCGGUGCACCUGUUCUGUUUGUCCCAAAGAAGGAGGGAGAGUUGCGCAUGUGUAUUGACUACAGGGGACUGAACGCCAUCACGAUUAAGAAUGCACAACCAUUACCGCGUAUAGAUGAUUUGCUAGAUCGAGUUCAGGGGUGCAGAUAUUUCUCGAAGAUAGAUCUAAAAUCAGGGUACCAUCAGAUAGAGGUCCACCCUGACGAUCAGUAUAAGACGGCGUUCAGGACAAGGUAUGGGCAUUACGAGUUCAUAGUGAUGCCAUUUGGACUUACUAAUGCACCCGCAACAUUUCAACGCUGUAUGAACGACUUGUUUAGACCUUGGCUAGAUAGGUUCGUCGUAGUUUACCUAGACGAUAUCCUAGUGUUCAGCAAGACCCUCGAGGAACAUGAGGGCCAUCUACGGCAGAUUCUAAUUGAUCUCCGCAAUCCGGGGUUAGAAAUGAAGGAUACAGCUUACACGAAGGAGGAUGAGGAGAAGAUGGCCGCCAUUCUGCAGGAGAGGAAGGAGAAGGAGGCCAAGAAGAAGGCCUUGAAGGAGGAGCAGGCGGCCAAAUUGAAGAAGAUAGAAGAAGAGAUGGCCAGAGAGAAGGAGAGGAUACAGAAAGAAGAAGAAGAGAAGUUGAAAGAGGUGGAAGAGGAGGAAGAAGAUGAAACGCCACUGCAGAGGAAGAAGGGGCAGUACAGUGGCAGUAGGGAUGAGGAGAUGGAGAAGCGGAUCUCAGAGUGGACGAUGGAAGAUGAGAAGAGGAUGGAAUGGAGAUUGGCAGUGAUGAGGGAGAAGAAGAGGAGAGUGGACGCGGCAGCGGAGGCGGCAGAAGAAUUAGAGGGGGUAAAAAAGAUAGAAGAGCAAUUAGCCGUCCAGACCGAACUCCCAGCCCAAAUGCGAGUCGUAGCCCGAAACGUUGCACGCCAGACACGAAUUCAGGCAGAGCAAUACGACUUUAGUAGGAGCCAGCACAUAGCUGUGCGUUCGAUACGGUUGGGAUUCCGGGACUUUGCUUGCGAGCUGGUAGGCGCUGUAGGAACCGAGGUGGGCCACCGCCUCGACAAGACUGAGCGGUUUUGUGCCGGCGCCAUUGAAGGCGUUAAAGCGGCAGCUCCCAAGGAGGAGGAAGCAUGUCCUCCUUGUCGGGAGCCGGUCAAAGUCAAAUUCCCUGAUUCCUACAGUGGAAAACGGAAAGAGAACUUUGACAAUUGGGAGGCUAAUGUCAAGACCUAUGUGCAUUUGCAACAGGUCUCCCCAGAUCAGCAGGUUCUAAUUGUGAUUCACGCGCUUAGAGAUGAAGCCGCCAGCUUUGCAAGGUCCCUAGUCCGCGCUGCCAACUGUAGUGACGAUCCAGUUGCGUACUCCUCGUUCACUUCCCUCACUGAAUUCUUGAAGCUGCUGCGCGAGCGAUUUGCUGAUGUCGCUCGAAGUGUCAAGGCCUCAGACAAGCUCCAGAUGAUCCAUGCUCGUAAGUGGAAGAGUGCCAGAGCGCUCAAGAGCACAAUGGACGAACUAAUAGCUGUCCCUGACCACGGGGUUACCGACACCCAGUUGGUUGCCCUCUUUUACAGAGCUAUGCCCGAAGCUUUUCGCGGGAACUUCUUCGCGAAGAGCGAAGACCCUGCCACCACUUACGAUUCCCUUAGCCGUGAGGUGGUGGCCUUUGAGGCCAAGUCUAUGUCAGUCUCGACCUUCUGGCUCAAAGAUUUGGAUAAGGGAAAGCAAUGGAAGGGCCGCACUAUUUCUAGGCAAGUGAAGACUAAGGAUAGUCUUGUCCUAACCUUAGAUGAGGGUAGUGUGGACGAGAUUCCCCAUGAUCUGAUAGAGUGGGGAUUAGAGGAGGAUGACAGCGGUGCGUAUUUUCGCCUAGAGAAGGAUGGGAGAGUGGAGAAGGUCCUCCACUCCCUGACUCUCCUCGUAGAAGACAGCCUCCCAUUUGAUAUUGUCCUGGGAAUGGAUUGGGGAGAGGCAGCCGGGGCCACGCUCCAUUUGAAGAAGCACGAGUGUAGGCUCCCUAGUUCUUCAGGCGAGGCCAAGACUGCCCGCCUGUUCCAUGUGUCAGGAGUAGAGAAUCCCUUGGCACAUUGCUGUCUUAGUGCUCCUGCGUUCGCCAGGUUGGUGAAAAGGGAGAAAUUGGAGGAACAUGUUUUUGUUGCCUAUGUUAGGCCAGUGACUGAGCCUACGGAAGAAAGGCCGAUGGACCCUGCGAUUGCCAAGCUGCUGGAAGAGUUUAAGGAUUUGAUUGAGCCGCCGACAGGCACGGUGCCACGGCCCAUCCAGCACCGUAUCAAGAUAGAGCCUGGCAGUAGAACUCUUAAGGGUGCUGUGUAUAGGAUGUCCCCACGGGAGUUAGAGGAGCUUCGCAAGCAAUUAGACGAGCUCCUCGAGAAAGGUUGGAUUUGGCCCAGUUCGUCUCUUUUUGGAGCGCCUGUUCUCUUUGUUCCUAAGAAAGAGGGAGAGCUAAGAAUGUGUAUAGACUAUAGGGGUCUGAAUGCGAUUACAGUGAAAAAUGCUGAGCCACUGCCUAGGAUAGACGACCUUUUAGAUCAAGUGCAGGGGGCUAAGUAUUUCUCCAAGAUAGACUUAAAGUUCAGAUAUCAUCAGAUAGAGGUACAUCCUGAUGAUCAGUAUAAGACAGCCUUCCGGACUAGGUACGGGCAUUAUGAGUUUAUAGUGAUGCCCUUUGGACUUACCAAUGCGACAACAACUUUUCAGCGGUGUAUGAAUGAUUUGUUUAGGCCAUGGUUAGACAAAUUCGUCGUAGUUUACUUAGACGACAUCCUAGUCUUUAGCAAGACCCUCGACGAGCAUCAGGGUCAUCUCAGGCAGGUCUUGGAGAAGCUGAGGGAAGCUAAUUUCAAGAUCAAUGCGAAGAAGUGCGAUUGGGCAAAGACCCAAGUUUUGUAUUUAGGCCACGUCUUAGACGGAGACGACGUUAAGCCAGAAGAUAGUAAGAUUGUAGCGAUUAGGGAUUGGCCUACGCCGCGUACGGUAACAGAGUUGCGGUCAUUUCUAGGCCUAGCCAACUACUAUAGGAAGUUCGUGAGGAACUUCUCCACCAUCACUGCGCCCCUUUGCAGAUUGCUCAGGAAGGAGACCAUCUGGAAGUGGGAUAAGGACUGCACGUCUGCCAUGAAGAAAUUGAAACCCGUAGAGUUCAUGUCUGCCAGGAUGCCUUCAAAGAAGGUUGCGACAUCUACCUAUGAGAGGGAACUCUACGCUCACAGGCAAGCCUUAGAACACUGGAAGCACUACUUGCUUGGGAGGCACUUCAAAGUCAACUCUGAUCAUGAAACAUUGAGAUGGUUAAAGACGCAGGCCAAGAUGACACCUAAGCUUACUAGGUGGGCCGCAGAGAUAGAUCAGUAUGACUUUGAACUCAAACCAGUCAAGGGAAAGUAUAAUGUAGUUGCGGAUGCUCUGAGUAGGAGAGCUGAUUACUUUGGGGCAAUAGUGCAUUACCUAGACAUAGGGAGGGACCUGCAGCAGAAGAUUAGAGAAGCCUAUGCGCAGGAUCCUAUCUAUAGUGACCUCCUCAAGAGGGUCAAGGAGGCCCUAGAGACUGAGCCGAACUACCACACUACUGAAGGGUUGCUCUUUGAGAAGACUAAUCUAUUUGACCGCCUGUGCAUCCCCAAUAGUGAAGAGAUCCGUAGUCUGAUCUUGGGAGAAUGCCAUGACACAGAGGGUCAUUUUGGUUGGCAAAAGACUUUAGCCAAUCUGAUGCGCGCAUAUACCUGGCCAGGAAUGAAGAAUGACUGCGUAGAGUAUGUUCGCAGUUGCAAAGUCUGCCAGCGUAACAAGAGUUCUACGCGCGCCUCGCUAGGUCUUCUUAGACCCUUGCCCAUUACGGAUCAGCCGGGAGACUCAGUGUCCAUCGACUUCAUGGACACCCAAGUCAAGAGUAGGCAUGGUUGCCAAGACCCAGUGGCUGAACGUGCAAAGGGAAGCAAUCACGGGGUAGGGGAGAUAGUCUCCAAGUCAUCAAUGUGGUCACCACUCAUCAGUGCCACCUCUGCAGGUCACAUCCAACUCAGCAGUAGAAACUGCAGCAGCGAAAACUGGAGCAGUGGAAACUGGAGCAGUGGAAACUGGAGUAAUGGAAACUGCAGCAGUGAACACUGCAGCAGUGGAGCAACAGUGGACUCUGCAGCAGUGGAAACUGCAGCAGUGGACACUGCAGCAGUGGAAACCGCAACAGUGGACACUGCAGGAGUGGAGACUGCAACAGUGGACGCUGCAGGAGUGGAGACCGCAGCAGUGAAAACUGCGGUAGCAGCAGAUGAGCAAGCAGGGGCAGGACGGGAGAAUCGUGGGGGAAGAAGCCGCCCGCCAGCAGGCGAUCCAACGACAGUUGGCAGAGUCCGAGGGAGCGUGUCAGCAGGCGCGUGGUUACAACAGCAGCAGACGGAGGCAAGUCAGAAUCAAGUUCGUUACCAAGCCACAAUGGAGCUCGCCAACGAAGAAGCCACGUACCGGAGGGUACUUCGACAACAACACUUUCAAGCAAACGAAGAACAAGAGGAGCCGACCGAGGAAGAGAGAAGCAAGGAGGCAAUAGCAGUACUAAUGGAAAACGUGCUGUACACGUGCAAUUGGCAGCAACGCGAACUGCUGGCCGUGCAACAAAUCUUCAUCCACUACGAAACAACUUUUAGGGCGCUGGAACAGAAGAUCACCGCCUUGCAAACCGUGAACAGCGAUCAGCAGGCCAUCAACGACCAGCUGCAAACCACUGUCAACACAGGGUUGGCACGCCUGUUUGCAGUUGAGUCGACGGGCAAUGCAGCGGCGGAUUGCAGCCCAACUUUGGCCGCCCAAGCCAAACAACUCGAGGAGCGGAUCAACCACGUAGUCGCAUCCCUUGGCGCCAUCAGCAAGUUCGCCAGGACGUCUCCGGUCAGCAACCAGCUGCACACGCUCAGCGACCACGUUCAACAACGAACGACCACCGUCGUCAAGGAAUGGAAGAUGCCGAACUUCAAGAUUGAGAAGUUCGACGACUACCACAUGACUGGUCCGCUGCAAUGGUGGAUGGCAUUCAACGCAGAGGCGGACGUACACCACGUCCCACCACUGCGGCGGCUUGACUCACUCUACCUCCAGCUCAUCGGAGGGGCGCAAGCAUUCAUGACGCACAUGGCCGUCACGUUGGAUUGCACCAUCGCCACCCUCCAUACCAAGAUCUCUUGGGAGGAGUUUGAGAAGAAGUGGAAGACCUGGUUCAUGGUCAACAACGACAAGCGUCACGCACCGAACACGAUCUUUCGCAUCUUCCAAGGCCAACAAACAUCACGGGAAUGGUUGACGGAGUGGCAAAGACUCGCCACCCCGGAGUGAAACCUGCCGUUCGACGCAAUCCGGGCUGAGUUCUCGCCCGAUCUUGCGACGGCUUGACAGCUGCCCUUGGCAGCGAAUCCCAGUAUGAGACCUU